AUGGUUUUGGACGAAUCCCAAUUAAAUCAAGCAAGUUGGUACUACGGUGGCAAGCAAAUAAGCAUUGGUGGAAAACUGUUGGAACCGAUCAGAAUUGGACUCUAUGGCAUGCCAAAGUAUCAAGCCGUCUUCCUUCCAGGGAGGCCCGACUACGCACCCACAAUGCCAGGGACUAAUGUGGAUCAACUACGAACCUAUCAGCUACGCGUUCGGUUUGCAGACAUAAACGAUAACGGUCUUUAUCGAUGUGUUAUCGAAAUAACCUCAAAAAUAGUCGAUGAGGGCGACUCUCUCACCUGGGUCUGCAAAGCCCAGGGCUCCGCCCAACUCCGCAUCAGUUGGACCCGCGCCAACGGACGUCCGCUCUCCCUUCCCGGCUCGCCACAGCGCAUUUACGUGAGUUAUACCAUCUUUUGA
Messenger RNA from Dibothriocephalus latus, 417 nucleotides. NCBI's taxonomy places the organism in Eukaryota, Metazoa, Platyhelminthes, Cestoda, Diphyllobothriidea, Diphyllobothriidae. The record is from the annotation of a GenBank genome assembly.